This is a messenger RNA of Calliphora vicina (urban bluebottle blowfly), 766 nucleotides long. Its product is annotated as seminal metalloprotease 1-like. NCBI's taxonomy places the organism in Eukaryota, Metazoa, Arthropoda, Insecta, Diptera, Calliphoridae. The record is from RefSeq and is a predicted model, not a curated record. The transcript has 2 exons. Gene Ontology annotation, molecular function: metalloendopeptidase activity; zinc ion binding. Gene Ontology annotation, biological process: proteolysis. Bases 16 to 762 code for a protein of 248 amino acids.
AGUAUUCGUAUCACAAUGAAAAACAUCCUGCUUUUAGUUACACUUUUCUUAAUUUUGGUCAACUGCCAUUCAGUACCAGUUGAGAGCGAAAGAGUGGAGGAUGAUCCUGAAUUGAUCGCAGGAUUAUUUGAAGGUGAUAUGGAAUUAGAUUUAUCACGUAACGGCUUGGUUGACACUUCCAAAAGGUGGCCUAAUGGUAUUGUGCGCUAUAAAAUUGGACCGGCAUUUGAUAUGGACCACUCUAUUUAUAUUCUUCAGGGCAUGCAAAUCAUCGAAUCAGUUAGCUGCAUACGUUUCCGUCAUGCUACUGCUACUACAAAGGCCUACAUCCAAAUUACUGGCCAAUCUACUGGAUGUAGUGCCAGGGUCGGUUAUAGUGGCGUUAUUCAAAAUUUAAAUUUACGCAUUGAUGCUUUGGACAAGGGCUGCUUUAGAAUUGGCACCAUUAUGCACGAGUUGUUACAUGCUUUGGGUUUUCAUCAUCAACAAAAUUCCUCGGAUCGUGAUGAGUAUGUAAAGAUUGCCUGGGACAAUAUUACCGAAGACAAGAAGUACAACUUUAACAAAUAUAAUUCGAAUACUGUUACCGAUUUUGGCGUUGUAUAUGAUUACGGCAGUGUUAUGCAUUACGGCCCCAUAGCAUUCUCGAAAAAUGGCGAAAAAACCAUAGUUCCUUUAAAGGAAAGUAACGCCGUGAUGGGUCAACGAUUGGAAUUAAGUGAUACAGAUAUUAAGAAAUUAAAUAAAAUGUAUAAUUGUUAAUGAU